UAGUAGUAUUUUUGCGAUGUUGGAGUUUGAAAGGAGCGAGUGGAGCUAAUAGGUGACUCAGAGUUUAGGAUAAGAGAUAUGCGCCAUAGUUGAAGAUUGAAUAAGGAAGGGUCCGCGUGCCAUGGCUGGCAUCACCACCGUCCCCUUCAAACUCUUUCAUUACCACGCCACACCUUCUCCUCUCUUCACUUCUUCUCAUUCCAAACUCUUCGGCCUUUCCCUCUCUAAUCCCAAUUCCCUCAAAUACGAUCCUUCUCUCUCCACCUCUCUCUUCUACGUAACCGCUCGCUACGGCGGCGGCGGCGGCGGCUCUCGCUCCUUCGGCUCCGGCGACUCCAGGAGACGCCAGCCCGAAACCGACGACGACCAGGCUCUCGACCUCUCCACCCUCAGGUCAGAUACCGUGAGGCUUAUUGAUCAGAACCAGAAUAUGGUUGGAGUAAUGUCAAUUGAUGACGCCAUUCAAAUGGCUGAGGAUGUCGAACUUGAUUUGGUAAUAUUAUCCCCAGAUGCAGAUCCUCCUGUUGUUAGAAUAAUGAAUUACAGCAAAUAUCGAUAUGAACAACAGAAGAAGAAAAGAGGACAGCAGAAGAAAAGUGCUGCUAAUCGGAUGGAUUUGAAGGAGCUCAAAAUGGGUUACAACAUAGAUGAGCAUGAUUAUUCAGUGCGUUUGAGAGCUGCACGGAAAUUUUUGAAAGACGGUGACAAGGUUAAGGUCAUAGUAAACCUUAAGGGUCGUGAAAAUGAAUUCAGGAAUAUUGCUAUUGAGCUUCUUACACGUUUUCAGAAUGAUGUUGGGGAGGUUGGACUAGAGGAGGCAAAAAACUUCCGUGACAGAAACAUCUUCAUAAUUUUGGUUCCAAACAAAGCUGCUGUACAGAAAACUCAAGAACCACCAAAGAAAAAAGACAAGUCCAACAAAGAUGAAGUCUCCGCCAGUGUCCAAGCGUAACCGAAAACUUCCAAGCUAGUUUCUAAUUGUAGAAUGAAUUGAGUAACUUUUAUUGGUCUGAGUUGUAUGAUUUAUAAUUCAUGUGCAAUAAUAGCAUAUAAAUUCUCGAGGAUUUUAA
Vigna angularis (adzuki bean) is the source of this 1070-nucleotide messenger RNA. RefSeq names its product translation initiation factor IF3-4, chloroplastic. The transcript is spliced from 9 exons. NCBI's taxonomy places the organism in Eukaryota, Viridiplantae, Streptophyta, Magnoliopsida, Fabales, Fabaceae. Gene Ontology annotation, molecular function: ribosome binding; translation initiation factor activity. Gene Ontology annotation, biological process: translational initiation; ribosome disassembly. The record is from RefSeq and is a predicted model, not a curated record. The coding region runs from base 122 to 952 and encodes 276 amino acids.